AUGAUGGACGAUUGUCUAAUAUCGAACUUACCGCCGCCUACCCUCCGAUCUGCUCUCCGCCUUCUCGUUUCGCAGGGCGCCACCACACAGCAGCCAUUCGUCGAACACAUACGAGCAAGAUUCUAUGAGAAUCCACCUCCAUUUGAGGACCCGGAAAGACUAUUUCCUGGAGAUGAUAUUGUCUCUGAGGCCUGCUUGACCUACCUAGCUCAAACUAGAUGUAUCUUCUCAUGCAAGCUUCCUCAGGAGUCGUUCCCUUACUUAAGACAUUUCGUGGAGGCUAUUCCACGGGCAAGAGUUAGAUGGACUAAAGACGACGAGCUUAUAAUGCUACUGGCAAAAUUCGACGGGGAUGUCGUCCAAGCAGUACAGGCACUUAAGGAAUCGUGUCCGGAGCCCACCCCUAAACUCUUGGGUUUGAUCAAUGGCCUCCUAGCCGGCCUAGGAAACUGCAGGCAAUACUGCGAGAGCCUUCAUCCUCCUCUUUCAUUCCCCUUUACACGUGCCACCCGACAGCUCUACGACGUCCUAGCAAUUCUAUUUCCUCAAUACAUGCGGGCGGUCGACACCGCCAAGUCACCAGAACUCACCGUAUCUAGCACGGCAGUUAAGAGACAUGUGAUAGAAACAUUUCAACUGGGACCUUUUUACAUGCCACGGCUGUUAAACGGUCUGUGGCAAUUGUCGUCACCCUCUUGGGGCUCCGGAACUGCCCAAAGCCAGGAGGCGGCGCUUUUGCAUACUGUUGAAUGCGGCUUGACUGCUACUGAUAUGGCAGAUCAUUACGGCGAUGCGGAGCUAAUAUACGGUGAUUUCAGGAGCAAGCUCGCGCCUGAAAUACGCGAUAUGGUAUACGCCGUAACCAAAUGGUGUAUCUUUUCGCCAAUUCCGAAGCCCGUAACCACGUCGUUCGUCCUUAACGCCGCGCGUGAACGGUGUCGACGUUUAGGGGGCCGGGUUGAGCUGCUGCAGUUCCAUUGGUACGAUUACGAGGAUAAAGCAUACCUCGAUAUCCUACUAGAGCUAGUCCAUAUCACGAAAUCCCACCCCGAAUUGGUAUCAUCAAUCGGCCUCUGCAACUUCGACUCUGAGCAUGUAGAAGAGUCGUGCAAACAUCUCAUCGCCCAGACUGGCUCGGUCGGGAUCGUAUCAAACCAAGUACAGUUUUCUCUCGUGGAUGCGCGCCCGCUGCAGAGGAUGACUCAAGUAUGUGAUCAAUACGGACUGAAAUUACUUACAUAUGGCUCAUUUUGCGGGGGUUUCCUAUCGGAGAGAUGGCUUCACCAGCCAGCCCCUGACGUAUAUCUAGAAUCGAAUAAUUUGACCCCUUCUCAGCGCAAGUACUUCGACAUGAUCCUCAGUUGGGGCACAUGGGAUGACUUCCAGGCCUUACUCGAGCGUCUCUCGAAGGUAGCUCUUAGGUACGGCGCAAGCCUUACUAACGUUGCGACGCGCUGGGUCUUGCAGCAACCGGCGGUAGGCGCAGUCAUUGUAGGCACCAGGCUUGGUGUCUCGGGCCAUGUUGAUGAAAACUUGAAAGUAUUUGGGCUUAAACUAGAUGACAACGAUAUGUCUACUAUUAACAAGAUUGCGUUAGGCUUGUCAAGAGAGAAAAUGACAGCCCUUUUCGACAGACUCGGCGACUGUGGUAAUGAGUACCGAAAGAUGCAUUAA
This is a messenger RNA of Daldinia childiae, 1674 nucleotides long. RefSeq lists its product as uncharacterized. The transcript has 10 exons. Lineage: Eukaryota; Fungi; Ascomycota; Sordariomycetes; Xylariales; Hypoxylaceae. Bases 1 to 1674 code for a protein of 557 amino acids. The record is from RefSeq and is a predicted model, not a curated record.